Molecule: messenger RNA, 1300 nt
Organism: Camellia sinensis
Lineage: Eukaryota; Viridiplantae; Streptophyta; Magnoliopsida; Ericales; Theaceae
Product: protein FAR1-RELATED SEQUENCE 5-like
Molecular function (GO): zinc ion binding
Source: RefSeq, a predicted model, not a curated record
AGAAAUGUAAAAUUGAUGAGUUUGACAAUGCCUGGGCUGCUAUGGUGAAACAGUACAAGUUGGAGAACAAUAACUGGGUGUCGGAUAUUCAUCUGAAGCGUGAUAAUUGGGCUGAGGCAUAUCUCCGUGGUCACAUGUUUGCUGGAAUGAGGAGCACUCAACGUGUCGAGGGUAUAAAUGCAUAUUUCAAUAUAUUCCUAAACCAAAAGGUUAGGCUGUAUGAAUUUGUAGCGCAGUAUGAUAGGGCUCUUGCUAGAAUGCGUGUUAAUGAGGCAGAAACAGAAUCUAAAACAGAGAAUAGUUUCCCGGUUUUGACUACGCCAUUGAGGAGUUUAGAGAAACAUGCAGCUGAACUCUUUACUCGGAAGAUUUUCUCAUUGUUUCAACAUGAAAUCAGGAAAGAGGGUAAAUUGUUUGUGAUGGAAAGAGUUCAGCUGGAGGAUCAUCGCACCUACCGUUUUGGUGAGUACAAGGCACCAACAUGCACGUGGACGGUUGAGUAUUUUCCAGCUAAUAUCACAAUGAAAUGUUGUUGCUUGAAGUUUGAGUCGUUUGGCAUCCCUUGCUGCCACAUGAUUGCUGUUAUGAAAUCUGAACAAUUAAUGUGUAUUCCACCGAGUUGUGUCUUGCAGAGAUGGACAAGACGUGGUAGGUCAAAGUGUCAACAACCAAGUCUUACCCAAAUUUGUAGCACCCUAACACAGACAGCUCGGUUUGGUAUACUCAGCUCCUGUUUUAGUGAAAUGUCAUAUUAUGCCUCACACGCGGACAAAGAUUUUGAAGAGGCAAGGGAAAUAGCUUUCCAGCUGACAUCGCAGAUGAAAAAACGUUGGGCAAUGAGAAAAGAAGGUAACGCCGAGGCUGGGGACAAAAAUAUUGCACCCAAACUAUAUGGCGUUGGUGAUCCGAAUGUAGUGAAGACCAAAGGGAACCCCAGAGGGACAUCUUGUAUGGGUAAACCUCCAAAACCAAGGCGGUGUGGGUAUUGUAGGAGCAUCGGACACACGAAGCGGACGUGUAAAAAAUUGGCUUCAAGUAGCCACAGAGAGGGUAGCAACUCAGACAGUGAACCAUUCAUGAACACAGAGUUCGAUCCCCACACGGAUGAUAUCGAUGAAUUGCCAAUUUAUCCAAAUGAUCCAGUGUAGUUGACUUUCAUGAUGAGGCUUACAGUGAUCGAAACAUUGUUUUUACAAGGAGACAUUAGUGGCUAGUAGUUAUGUUUUGUUAAUGUCUUAGUUGUUUUAAUCUUAGGCAUUCUUAAUAAAUUUCGUAGUUUGGAGAAUAAUUUUGAAAAUAA